CCUACCACUGCACACAGACUCACAUCCAACAUGACCGUCCCCAGCUCAGAGGACACACACGUCCUUAUCAUCGGCGCAGGUAUCACAGGCCUUAUCCUCGCACAAUCUCUCAAGAAGGCCGGCAUCCGCUACUCCAUCUUCGAAAAGGAAGUGUCCAUGAACUAUCGCAGCAAUGAAUGGACGAUGGCUAUUCACUGGUCUCUCGACCGUCUGCGCGACCUUCUCCCCGCCGACCGUUUUGCGCACAUGGAAUCCGUCUCGUGCAACCCAGACGUUGCCCUGAACGCGGGCGGAAACUAUCCCAUCAUCCACGGAGAAACUGGCCACUUGAUUGCCGGUGUGCCGUAUGCCAAAGGACUGCGGGUUCCGCGCAGUAAGAUGCGGGAUCUGUGUAGCAAGGGGAUUGACGUCCAGUAUGGAAAGAAUCUGAUCGAUGUGGCGUUCACUGAAAGCCAUAAAGGAGUAGUUGCAUUGUUUGAUGAUGGUUCCAUGGUUGCUGGAACUAUCCUCAUCGGUGCGGAUGGGCCUCGCUCGAAGGUCCGUGAGUUUGCCAUGGGUUCGGCCGAAAAGGCGGCUGUUAGCCGCUUUCCUAUUUUUCAUACUAACAUGACCGUUACCUACAACGAUGCCGAGAAAGCUAGAUAUGUGAGGCAGCGUUUUCCGACGAGUUAUCUGGCUUUGAGUGAUAGGUCGUAUCAUGCAUUCCAAUCUAUCUCGAGCAUGCCUGAUGGUCCCGACCACCCUGAAUCUUGGAUAUUUCAUUUGGCUAUGGCCUGGUUCAUGGACCACGGUCAACCUGCAACUUACCGCGAAAGAUUGGACAUGAUCCGCGAGAAAGCCCAGAGUCUCGCUGAGCCAGCUCGGUCCUCGUUUACUUGGAUCCCAGAUGAUACGCAGGUCCAUAAAGCUGAUAUCAGCUACUGGGUUACUCAGCCUUGGGAUAAUCGACAGGGAAGAUUGACGUUGGUUGGGGAUGCGGCGCAUCCGAUGCCGCCGUACAGAGGACAGGGUCUCAAUCACUGCAUAUGUGAUACAUCUCAUCUUUUGGCUGGCAUUCAGAAGGUAGUGGCUGGGACUGCUACUCUGCAGGAGGCAAUCACUGCGUACGAAGCAGAGAUGAUUCCCCGCGGCCACGAAGAAGUCAAGUGCUCAGUAGAAAACGGGUAUAUGCUGCAUGAUUGGGAACAAGUCCGUGAAAGUCCUGUUUUCCGACAAGGUUUCCGGCCUAUGAGUGGGCAUGAUCGUGGGUCUGUCGAUGGACAUGAGAAGAUGCAACCAAAGGAUAUUGUAGCUAAUUGAGUGUGGUAAGCGAUGCACAUGCAUCUGUUGUGCGAGUUAUAUUUAUCAGUACUACGAUUGAUAAUGAGGCUGUUUACGUCGUGCUGCAAAAUCCUG
Molecule: messenger RNA, 1395 nt
Organism: Aspergillus eucalypticola CBS 122712
Lineage: Eukaryota; Fungi; Ascomycota; Eurotiomycetes; Eurotiales; Aspergillaceae
Product: FAD-dependent oxidoreductase
Exons: 4
Coding region: 31-1299 (422 amino acids)
Molecular function (GO): FAD binding
Source: RefSeq, a predicted model, not a curated record